CCCCACUCCCGUCACGGCCUUCUGCACCAGCCCCGAGGAGUCUCUGAGCACGAUUCCCGGCUGGGUACCAGGCAGCUCCUUUCUCGCAGCUGCGGCCUGUUGGGAGAAGAUCUCUGUCUCUAGUUGGCUGAAUACCUACCCCGAGGUUGGCUACCCCACCCUGCCCGUUGAGGACCGAGGAUCGCCAGCAGCCACCAGGCAAGCGAGGGGCGCCUCGUGGAAGAGACGACGGCUGGCUGGCAGGCUCUGGUCCAGCCUGCCCGUGGCCCCGCGGCUCGCAUGCCCCUGUCAUGGCUAGCAGCCCUGGGGGCCGGGCUGUUCCUCCUGCACUUGGGGCAGAAACUUCUGUUCCCUUACUUCUGGGACGAUUUCUGGUUCCUGCUGAAGGUGGUCCGCUUCGGGACGAGGAUGUCCCUGAACAAAUGCAGGGGGGAACUGGUCACCAUGCUGGAUAAGUUCCUGAGCCACGCCGAGAGACAGCCGCAGAAACCUUUCCUCAUUUACGAGGGGCACACCUACACGUACCAGGAGGUGGACAAAAGGAGCAACAGGGUGGCCCACGUCUUCCUGAACCAUUCCUCGCUGAAAAGGGGGGACGUCGUGGCUUUACUGAUGAGCAACGAGCCCGACUUCGUGCACGUGUGGUUUGGCCUGAGCAAGCUGGGCUGCGUGGUGGCCUUCCUCAACUGCAACGUCCGCGCCGGCUCCCUCCUGCACUGCGUUCGCACCUGCGAGCCCGCCGCCCUGGUGGUGGGCGGAGAUUUGCUUGGAAGUGUAGAAGAAAUCCUUCCCAGCCUCCCCAAAGAGGUCACCAUUUGGGGGAUGAAGGAUUCUGUUUCUCAAGGCAUAAUUUCACUCAAGGAAAAACUAAGCACGUCUUCGGACAAACCUGUGCCACGCUGCCUUCAUGCCACCUCAAGCCUCAAGUCUACUUGCCUUUACAUUUUCACCUCUGGAACCACAGGUCUACCAAAAGCAGCUGUAAUUAGUCAGCUGCAGGCUUUGAAGGGAUCUGCUGGACUGUGGGCAUUUGGUUGCACAGCUGAUGACAUUGUGUAUAUAACCCUUCCUCUGUACCACAGCUCAGGAUCUCUCCUGGGAAUUGGUGGCUGCAUUGAGUUGGGUGCCACUUGUGUGUUAAAGAAGAAAUUCUCAGCAAGCCAGUUUUGGAAUGAUUGUAGAAAGUAUAAUGUGACUGUGUUUCAGUACAUCGGAGAACUCUGCCGUUACCUUUGCAAGCAACCUAAGAGAGAAGGAGAACAGAAUCACCAGGUGCGUUUGGCAGUGGGGAAUGGCAUAAGGAGCGAUGUUUGGAGACAAUUUUUAGACAGAUUCGGAAACAUUAAGAUGUGUGAACUUUAUGGAGCUACUGAAGGGAACAUUUGUUUCAUGAACCACACCGGAAAAAUUGGCUCAGUCGGGAGAACCAAUUUCUUCUACAAACUUCUUUUCCCUUUUGAGUUGAUAAAGUAUGAUUUUCAGAAAGAUGAACCAAUGAGAAAUGAGCAGGGCUGGUGUAGCCGUGUGAAAAAAGGAGCACCUGGACUCCUCAUCUCUCGUGUGAACACAAAGAAUCCCUUCUUUGGUUAUGCUGGCUGCUACAAACACACCCAGAACAAAUUACUUGUUGAUGUUUUUAAGAAGGGAGAUGUUUACUUUAACACGGGAGACUUGAUGGUUCAAGAUCAAGAAAAUUUCCUUUAUUUCUGGGACCGUACUGGGGACACUUUCAGGUGGAAAGGAGAAAAUGUGGCAACCACAGAGGUUGCCGACGUCAUCGGGAUGCUGGAUUUUAUUCAGGAAACAAACGUCUAUGGCGUGGCUGUGUCAGGUUAUGAAGGAAAAGUGGGAAUGGCUUCUAUUAUUCUAAAACCAAACAAGUGGCUAGACUUAAAAAAAGUUUAUGAACAAGUUCUAACAUCUCUACCUGCUUAUGCCUGCCCACGAUUUUUAAGAAUUCAGGAAAAAAUGGAAACAACUGGGACAUUCAAACUACAGAAGGCGCAACUGGUGGAAGAAGGAUUUAGUCUGUUGAAAAUUUCUGACCCACUUUACUUUAUGGAUAACUUGAAAAAAUCAUAUGUAUCAUUGACCAAAGAAAUUUAUGAUCAGAUAAUGUCAGGAGAGAUAAAACUUUAGGCCUCCACAUGUAUGGGAUUUUCAUGUAAUUUCACAGGAGUACAGAUGUUCCUUGGUUUAUAGACAAAUGGGGUUUCUUAUUUAUAAACAUAUUAUAAUUGAAAAUACCAUCAGUGAAAAAUGCAUUUGGUGUAGCUGACCUAUCAAACUGUACACGUUGUAGCACAAUGCACUACGAAGUAUGAUUUUUCUCCCUAUGCGUGGGAGCUGAUGUCCAUGGUGGCUGCCCCUCCUCACAAGACAGGAGUGUACUGUGUAUCACAAGCCCAGAAAAAGAUAUCUCAAUUUAAAGAAAAUACAAUCUGUCUUUUUUUUCUGAAGGCAUUUAGGAUUUAAAACAAAUAAAAAACAUUGUAAGACCAACCAUCAUGAAUUUGAAGUCAUGUAACUUAAUUAUUUACUAUAAAAUGGGAUAGGGAAACAACAUCAAUAAUGUGUUGUUAGCUUAUUGAAUUUAAUAAUACUUUAAUUUGCUCCUGUCAAUAUAAGCUUUAGCUGAGUAUUCUUUUCUUUCAUAUUUGUGGAUUCAGUGCAUAAGUAAAUAUUUGUCAUUAAGAUUUUGAAUUAGGGGCUGGAGAGAUGGCUCAGCAGUUAAAAGUGCUUGCUUGCAAAGUUUGACAACCCAAUAGUGAGUCCCCAGUACCCACAUGAAGCCAGAUGUACAAAGUUCAUGUUUGCAAUGGCAGAAUGCCCUGACAUGCCCAUUCUCUCUCUGUCUCUCUGGCUCUCCCUCUCUCUCUCUCUCUCUCUCUCUCUUUCUCAUUUCUCAAAUAAAUAUUUUAAAAGCUUUUUAAUCAUCAGGUAUUUUGAAUAACACAUUAACAGGUUAGUUAUUUUGUUACUUAAAGUAUUUUCUAAUAUGUAAAAUUCUAGUUUUCAAUAAAUGGUUAAAUUUUACUCAAAUAUUUUAAUAUGUUCUGUUCUACAGCUCAAUAAACUAUCAUUAUAAAUAUA
Jaculus jaculus (lesser Egyptian jerboa) is the source of this 3093-nucleotide messenger RNA. RefSeq names its product solute carrier family 27 member 6 (gene Slc27a6). Gene Ontology annotation, molecular function: long-chain fatty acid transmembrane transporter activity; long-chain fatty acid-CoA ligase activity. NCBI's taxonomy places the organism in Eukaryota, Metazoa, Chordata, Mammalia, Rodentia, Dipodidae. The coding region runs from base 280 to 2139 and encodes 619 amino acids. The record is from RefSeq and is a predicted model, not a curated record. The transcript is spliced from 11 exons.